Molecule: messenger RNA, 559 nt
Organism: Gorilla gorilla gorilla (western lowland gorilla)
Lineage: Eukaryota; Metazoa; Chordata; Mammalia; Primates; Hominidae
Gene: LSM7
Product: LSM7 homolog, U6 small nuclear RNA and mRNA degradation associated
Exons: 4
Coding region: 89-400 (103 amino acids)
Biological process (GO): mRNA splicing, via spliceosome; nuclear-transcribed mRNA catabolic process
Cellular component (GO): U2-type prespliceosome; Lsm1-7-Pat1 complex; catalytic step 2 spliceosome
Molecular function (GO): RNA binding
Source: RefSeq, a predicted model, not a curated record
ACGCCCCGAGACCCCGGGCCGCGCAUGCGCGUGGGGGAGGUCAAAGGGCGCGGGGCGGUGCCUGCGAAGAGCCACACGGCGCGACAAGAUGGCGGAUAAGGAGAAGAAGAAAAAGGAGAGCAUCUUGGACUUGUCCAAGUACAUCGACAAGACGAUCCGGGUAAAGUUCCAGGGAGGCCGCGAAGCCAGUGGAAUCCUGAAGGGCUUCGACCCACUCCUCAACCUUGUGCUGGACGGCACCAUUGAGUAUAUGCGAGACCCUGACGACCAGUACAAGCUCACGGAGGACACCCGGCAGCUGGGCCUCGUGGUGUGCCGGGGCACAUCCGUGGUGCUAAUCUGCCCGCAGGACGGCAUGGAGGCCAUCCCCAACCCCUUCAUCCAGCAGCAGGACGCCUAGCCUGGCCGGGGGCGCGGGGGGUGCAGGGCAGGCCCGAGCAGCUCGGUUUCCCGCGGACUUGGCUGCUGCUCCCACCGCAGUACUGCCUCCUGGAAUGGAAGCAUUUUCCUUUUUGUAUAGGUUGAAUUUUUGUUUUCUUAAUAAAAUUGCAAACCUCAA